UCCUCCACAGCGUGAGUGCAUUUCCGUUCACGUUGGUCAGGCUGGAGUCCAGAUCGGCAAUGCAUGCUGGGAGCUUUUCUGCCUGGAACACGGGAUCCAGCCAGACGGACAAAUGCCCAGUGACAAGACUCUUGGAGGUGGAGAUGAUUCUUGCAGCACCUUCUUCAGUGAAACUGGAGCUGGAAAACACGUCCCCAGAGCAGUGUUUGUUGACCUGGAGCCCACUGUCAUCAAUGAGGUGCGCACUGGGACCUACCGCCAGCUAUUCCACCCUGAGCAGCUGAUAACUGGGAAGGAGGAUGCUGCCAACAACUACGCACGUGGACACUACACCAUCGGCAAAGAGAUCAUUGACCUGGUGAUGGACAGGAUCCGCAAACUGGCUGACCAGUGCACUGGUCUGCAGGGCUUCCUGGUUUUCCACAGCUUUGGAGGUGGCACUGGUUCUGGCUUCACCUCUCUGCUAAUGGAACGUCUCUCUGUCGACUAUGGGAAGAAGUCCAAGCUGGAGUUUGCAAUCUACCCAGCUCCCCAGGUGUCUACGGCUGUGGUGGAGCCCUACAACGCCAUCCUGACCACCCACACCACCCUGGAACAUUCAGACUGUGCCUUCAUGGUAGAUAAUGAGGCUAUCUAUGACAUCUGCCUCAGGAACCUCGAUAUCGAGCGUCCCACUUACAUAAAUCUGAACAGGUUGAUCAGUCAGAUUGUGUCCUCCAUCACCGCUUCCCUCCGCUUCGAUGGUGCCCUCAAUGUAGAUCUGACGGAGUUCCAGACCAACCUGGUGCCUUAUCCCCGUAUCCACUUCCCUAUGGCCACCUAUGCCCCUGUCAUAUCUGCUGAGAAGGCGUACCAUGAGCAAUUAACAGUGGCUGAGAUCACAAACGCCUGCUUCGAGCCGGCCAAUCAAAUGGUGAAAUGUGACCCUCGUCAUGGAAAGUACAUGGCCUGCUGCCUUUUGUAUCGUGGUGACGUGGUGCCCAAAGAUGUCAACUCAGCCAUCGCCACCAUCAAGACCAAGCGCACCAUCCAGUUUGUGGACUGGUGUCCCACUGGUUUCAAGGUUGGCAUCAACUACCAGCCCCCCACUGUGGUUCCUGGUGGAGACCUGGCCAAGGUCCAGAGGGCUGUGUGCAUGCUGAGCAACACCACUGCUAUUGCAGAGGCCUGGGCUCGGCUCGACCACAAGUUUGAUCUGAUGUACGCCAAGCGUGCCUUUGUUCACUGGUACGUGGGGGAGGGUAUGGAGGAGGGAGAGUUCUCUGAGGCCAGAGAGGACAUGGCAGCACUCGAGAAAGAUUACGAGGAGGUGGGACUUGACUCCAUUGAGGGAGACGAGGAGGGAGAAGAAUACUAAAGUAAGAAGAUAAUUCAGAUUAAAUUUUCCUGCAGUCAAACAGUAAAUAUACUACAGUUGAAAUGCAAAUAGCCUCAUUAUAAUGAAUACGGAUUAAACCUGCAGCAACUUUUUCUGGCCACAAGGGUGCAGCAGAAAUACAAUAUGAACAACAAUGACAUCAUUACUUUUUGAUAAAUCUUCACGUUCAUAUUUUUGAUGAAGCUACAAAUCUAGACAGAGCUGAGUUUUAUUGUAUUUGAUGCUGUUGAAAAUAUGAAAUCAUGUUCAUGCUUCUGUCCGCUGUGAAAAAUCCUCUCUUUCACUCUUUUAAUCUCAUAUCAUUUCUUCCUAUUUCUUUUAAAGAUACAAAUCUUACAUGACAGGAUUAUAUUUGACAAAUACAAAAGGCUGAUUUACAACUACAAAUUUUAGAAUCAUCUAUCUUGAUUUUGUUGUGCAAAGCAUUCAAAAAACGUAUUGUUCAGAUGUGCAUCGUUCACAAGUUUGU
Messenger RNA from Solea senegalensis (Senegalese sole), 1847 nucleotides. RefSeq names its product tubulin alpha-1C chain-like. Gene Ontology annotation, cellular component: microtubule; cytoplasm. The transcript is spliced from 3 exons. Lineage: Eukaryota; Metazoa; Chordata; Actinopteri; Pleuronectiformes; Soleidae. The record is from RefSeq and is a predicted model, not a curated record. Gene Ontology annotation, biological process: microtubule cytoskeleton organization; mitotic cell cycle. Gene Ontology annotation, molecular function: GTP binding; structural constituent of cytoskeleton. The coding region runs from base 113 to 1357 and encodes 414 amino acids.